Messenger RNA from Camellia sinensis, 1737 nucleotides. Lineage: Eukaryota; Viridiplantae; Streptophyta; Magnoliopsida; Ericales; Theaceae. The record is from RefSeq and is a predicted model, not a curated record.
AUGUCAUGUGCAGUAACAAGAGUAGGUUGUAAAGCCCAAUUUCGCAUACGGUACGAUGCGGAUGCUGGUAAAGGGGGAAAGUAUGUUGUGACUCACUUUGUCGCAGACCACAACCAUGAAUUGGCGGAACAACACUGUGUGAUGUAUCUGAGGUCACAUCGCAGUUUAAACAGCGGUGACAAAGCUCAAGCAAUGGCUAUGCGCAAUGUCGGUGUGAAGACUAGCCAAAUCAUGGACUAUAUGAUAAAUCAGUCCGGGUCUUAUGAGAAUGUUGGUUUCAUCCAUAUGGAUCUGCACAACCAUAUUCAAGCCGAACGGAGAGCAGAAGUUGAGGAUGGUGAUGCGCAGGGUGCGUUGGUUUACCUAUGCGCAAAACUUGAUGUUGAUGCACGUUUUUUUUUCAAGUAUGAUGUGUGUAAUGAUAACAAGUUACAAAAUCUGUUCUGGGCAGAUUCGAAAUCGCGGGCCGACUAUGCAAAGUUUGGUGAUGUAACUUACAGAACCAAUGCAUACAAGAAGCCUUUUGUCAUGUUGGCUGGUGUGACUAGCCACUUUAGGACCACGAUAUUUGUAUGUGUUUUGCUAGCUAAUGAGACAAUUGAGACAUACACAUGGGUUUUGGAAACAUUUAUGGAGGCGAUGGGCAAUAAAGCACCUGUGUCCGUACUGACAGAUGGGGAUAAGUCGAUGCGAGAGGCAAUCAGAAGAGUAUUUCCAGAUGCAAGACAUCGAUUAUGUAAUUGGCAUCUUGGGAAAAAUGUUGUUUCAAAUGUUCACAUAAGUGGCUUUGCACAUGCUUUCAAGCAGUGCAUGGACAUGGAAACGGAUGAGACAAAGUUUGAGCAUGGCUGGACGACAAUGGUCGAAAAUUUUGGACUUCAAACCAACAGUUGGGUGUUGGAGACAUAUGAGAAGCGUCAUAUGUGGGCUGAGGCAUAUAUGCGUGGACAUUUCUUUGCUGGGAUGAAGAGCACUCAGUGCUCGGAGUGUAUGAAUGCUUAUUUCAAUCCCUUCCUCCAACACAAAUUGAAGCUAUAUGAAUUUGUUAGGCACUAUGAUCGGGCUCUUGCAAGGAUAAGAUGGACAAGGGCUGCACGCAAGGAUGGCCAGCAAUGGCCUCAACCCUCAAUUGAUCGCACUAUAACACAGAUGGCCCGGUAUGGGAUAUUGUGUUCUUCCUACAACGAAAUGUGUUUCUAUGCCUCGCAAUCAACGGAAGGUUUCAAAGAGGCUAGGGAUGCAUGUCUUCCGAUGACGAGCCGGAUGAAGGAGUUAUAUGAGAGGAAUUUGAACGGUGGGAAUGGAGACAAAGGGAAACAUUCAUUCCGUCGACAAUUUGGAGUAGAAGAUCCUGAUAUUGUGAAGACAAAAGGGAACCCAGGACGGGCCUCGUCCAACUGUCGAAGACCAAAAAAAUGUGGGAAUUGCAAAUGCAUUGGACACACAAAGCGAACGUGUCCUAAGGUUCGGUUUAGCCGAACAGUGGGUACUAACUCAGAUGCAGAUACACCCCACAUAGCUGACCGUGAGUACAAUGCGGAGUCAUUGCCCGUUCGCUGCAAAAUUGGGUUGGUGGAUCCAAGUACAUCGCACAUUAAGCAACGGCGACUAUUUUUCGAUGUUUCUCCUUAUUCCAAGCAGCCUGUGGGCCAAUACGGUUGUGUUGAAGCAGCAGUGUGGAAAAAUGAUUCGAACACAAUUGCUGAGGUGAAUCAGGUAGACAGUACUAGCUAUUGA